CCCGUCAUUGCCUCCCCUUCUCGUGCUUUGCUUGCUUCUGAUCCCUGAGGUCGAUCAUCAAUGCACAAGACGAUUCAACAAUGAACCCGAAGGAGGGAGAUGAAGGUCGGCCCGCAAGCACCACUGGGCCCGACAGUGGUCUUUCCAUCAACCAAACGUCACAAGGAAAAUAUCUCAAGUCGACCAUCUUCCCUGUAUGUUGUUUAGUUAUUCUGAUCUGCAUCUAUUUUCCAGGAAGCAACAGAUUCACCAAGCCAAUAGCAGAACCAAUACCUCACCCGGGGAUACCCAGGUAUCACCGCUUGAUCAAAGAGGAAAAACAAGAGACCGACUCUAACAAAAGCAAUGUCGCCAAUGCAGCUGCAUCUUAUAGCAUUACAAGAACUUUGUCCAAGACAUCAAUCACUGACCCCGUUAGUCCAGGUUUCACUGGCCCAGCCCUCGCUGCAACCACUUCUCCGAACCCACAAAGUAGCUGUAAGCCCACAGAAAGGAUAGUUUACAUCAAAACGCAUAAGACGGGGUCCACCACCACGGCUUCCAUCUUUGAACGCUAUGGAUACUUGCGUAAUUUGAGUUUUGCCAUGUCUAAAGGGAGCCACAUCAUCUCGACUGAAGGCCUGUUUAAGCGAUCCAUGGUAUAUAAGAUUCCAAACAGAAGCCGGAACGAUUUCGACAUGCUUGUGAACCAUGUUAGAUACAACAGGGAAGAGAUGGACCUUGCUAUACCCGAGGCAAAGUAUAUCACGAUCAUACGGGAUCCAGUGACUCAGCUCGAAUCGGCGUUCGGGUAUUUCGAAAUGGGCAAACACCUCAAAAUAACCACGAAAAAUCCGUUUGAAACUUUCAUGUCUCAGCCUCGAAAGUACUACGCAAUGAAGAGUUAUUUAUGGUCACGGAGCCGAAAUGGACAGAUGUACGACCUCGGAUUCGCCCACGUCGACGAGGAAAACGUGGCUAGAAUUCAAGACAAAAUCGACCAGUUAUCCAGGGAGAUAGAUCUGGUUAUGAUCACGGAAUAUUUUGAAGAAUCCCUCAUUCUUUUAAAAAAGCUUUUAUGUUGGGAUUACACAGACAUUCUAUAUAUCUCGAACGGUAUCCGUAGCAAAAGCCAUAGGUUCUCCGUAAACCAAGAUAUGGCGGACAGAAUUAGGGAAUGGAGCGCGGCCGAUUUCAUGCUUUACGAGCACUUUAAUCGUACAUUUUGGAAAAGGGUGGUUGACUACGGCCCAAGCUUCCAUGAAGAUUUAGCACAUUUUAGAGAGAUAGAGUCGAAUGCAAUGGAUAUGUGUAUCGAUACGAAGAAGAAUAACACAGGGGAUAGGAGAGAGGAUAAGCUGACCUUGAAGAAUGUUUCCAAAUUUUGCCAAGAUCUUCUUCGCGGUGACGUACCCUACACGGCCCUGAUUAGAAAGGGUAUGGUGAAUCGCGCUGCAGAGGAAGCAGCGAAGAGAAUAAACACUUGAGGGUUUAAUUUCUCCCUAUUACCAUGUGGAGGAUCCGUGGUGUAGUGGUUCUGACUCUCGCCUUGUAAACAGAGGGUCGUGUGUUCAAAUCCCACCGCGGUCUGGCCACUUUGGCAAGGCAUUAAUCCAAACUUUGCCACUCACGACCCAGGUGCUAAAUGGGUACCUGAUAGGAUGUGAAAGUCAUUGUAGCUUGUCCAGUACUGUGUGCGCUUUACCGGCGACUGACUGGAAUACUCCCCAGGGAGUGGAGGAUGUGCACACAUUAUUUGCGGGAAUGACUGAUUGAAUCCGAUGACCGGGGUAAUAACAUAUCUAGAAAGCGCUUAGACACGUUCCGAUAUAUUAAGUGCUAUAUAAAAGCGGAUUAUUAUUAUCAUUAUUAUUAUUUCAAUGUUUUUUCGAAGAGGGAAGAUCUUGCCAAUUAAAUUUUCUGAGUUAUAUUACAUCAUGUAUGUUGACGAUGGUAGCGGGUAAUAUCGAGAAUAAAAAUCAUGCAUCUCAUUUUUUUAAUGGGAAAAGUAGAACGUCAGCGACAGACGAACUAUAACACUUGGAAUUAUGAUCCAGAUAAGUAUUUGUAUUGCAAUUGUAUUAGGUUUGUAGGACAAUUCACUGAAAGUGACAGUGUUGCAAAUAUUGAAAACAAAAUGAAGAAAAAAUAAUGAACAUUAGAAAGUACACUGCAAAAACUCUGGUGUUGAUUUAACACAAGCUCGGAAUCUAUAUAUGUCCACACCAGAGAA
This is a messenger RNA of Lytechinus pictus (painted urchin), 2212 nucleotides long. RefSeq names its product galactosylceramide sulfotransferase-like. Gene Ontology annotation, molecular function: galactosylceramide sulfotransferase activity. The transcript is spliced from 2 exons. NCBI's taxonomy places the organism in Eukaryota, Metazoa, Echinodermata, Echinoidea, Temnopleuroida, Toxopneustidae. Bases 81 to 1466 code for a protein of 461 amino acids. Gene Ontology annotation, biological process: glycolipid biosynthetic process. Gene Ontology annotation, cellular component: membrane. The record is from RefSeq and is a predicted model, not a curated record.